AAGCAUCUGUCAUACCUAGUAUCGGAAGAAUUAUCGUGAAGUUCAAAAAUCUUCAAACCUCAUCAUCUACGGUACACCAUUGCUCUCGUAAACCGCACAAAUACAGUCAAGUUGCCCAUCAUGUCAUCAUCAAGAGCUCUCCGUCUUCAAUCGGCCCUCCGAAACCCCACCCUCCGCACCUCCGCACAACUUGCACCCCGCCGGGGCUACGCCGUCAAGGAGCCCCCAGCACCAAACCCCAUCAACCCGAGCGGUUCAGCGCCGUCACGCCCGACUCCGUCCCCAUCAAACCCCAAAGUCGGAACCAAGCCAGAUGAAAUAAGCAACAGAAGUGCACUCUACCUCGUCCUCGGCGCCGCCGCAGCACUGGGCGGCACCUUCGCCUUCCUGACCGGCGCCCCAGACCGCGCCGCAGGCGUCGCGGACUCCGUCACCCGCGGCGGUCCUUCCAUCACGCCCGGCCUGGGACCUAAACCCUCGAGCGAGCGGAAUCUGGAGAACACGACGGGGCGGGACGCGAAUCGGCAGACGGGGUUGGCAGGGAUAAAGAGCAAGCAGACGGAUCCGAACCAGCUGCAGGCGAGCAAUUGAGCAAGACUAGCUUGAUGGUAAUAAAGAUGUUGUCCGGGUAGAAGGACACCUGUAAUUGUACGCGCAGCAGACUUGCGAUUGAAGUCACGCUCAGAUUGUCUUCACAACGUAAUAUUGCCCCC
Colletotrichum scovillei is the source of this 713-nucleotide messenger RNA. RefSeq lists its product as uncharacterized. Lineage: Eukaryota; Fungi; Ascomycota; Sordariomycetes; Glomerellales; Glomerellaceae. The transcript is spliced from 2 exons. The record is from RefSeq and is a predicted model, not a curated record. The coding region runs from base 121 to 591 and encodes 156 amino acids.